CGGAUGUGCAUCACAAAGGCUAUGAAGCCAAGUUUGCUCACAUGCAAAAGAGACAAAAACGUCGCCGUCUUUCUGUCUUCUUUGGGACGUUCUAGCGACGUGUUGUGCUUGUUUGUCCUCGUCUCCAAAGCACAAAAGGAGUUGUCUUGCUAGGCUACGAGCAGCUAAAGUACCUCAACAUCUCCUAGUGACACUUUCCAGAACAUGGCGGAAGGAGGCUUCGACCCUUGUGAGUGCAUCUGCUCCCACGAGUAUGCCAUGAGGCGCCUCAUCAACCUGCUGAGGAACUCUCAGUCCUACUGCACAGACAGCGAGUGUCCACCAGAGAUGCCCGGGCCCAGCAUGGAGGGCCUGCUGGAGGGCGGAGGAGAUCUGACUCUGCCCAUGAUGCUGAUGGGCUGGCUGGUGCUGGCUGUCAUCCUCUUCCUGCUGCGCCCCUCCACCCUCAGACGAUCCUCCACCGCCGCCAAGCCCGACAGAGCCCACAGUAGCGAUGGACGAGAGCCGCCAGCGCCCCCCGUUGACUAGCCAAGGGAAGUCUUCUUUUCCAAACUUCUUCAUUCAUUUUUGCUCAGGAUUUUCUUCAUUAAAUCCCAAUUGAUGCUUCCA
Nerophis lumbriciformis (worm pipefish) is the source of this 609-nucleotide messenger RNA. RefSeq names its product small integral membrane protein 14 (gene smim14). The record is from RefSeq and is a predicted model, not a curated record. Lineage: Eukaryota; Metazoa; Chordata; Actinopteri; Syngnathiformes; Syngnathidae. Gene Ontology annotation, cellular component: endoplasmic reticulum.